UAGAUGGAUCUCAAUCCUGGCAGUGGCACUGGAGAUUCUGUUCACGACACGCUUCCUUCAAAACCUCUGCUGCUUUCGACCGACCCUGGUCCUUCCAUCACUCCCCCGUGACAACGUCGCCUACUCAGGAGGUCCACCAAAUCCUGCAAACGCCUACUGUCACACCGCCAGUAGUGCCAACGCCCGCAACGACGCCAGCUGCUCAUGCUGGAAAUCAACUGUAUAUCAAGCGUCAUGUGCGGCGGCGAUUGGGGCACGCGAAGGAAUCUUGCGACAAAGAGCUUAAAAAAGUCGUUCAGUCGAUUACAACUUAUGUGGAGGAGCGCAUUCAGGAAGCAGACUAUGAUGAUGUUCCCCCCACAGUCAUGCCUUUGGAUACCGCCAGUGAGGAUGGAGGUGAUGAAGCUGAUAUUGACCUUCCCGUGAGCAGUCUUCACGGUCGGCACCCCUCCACUGCCAAUUCAAGUCCGAAUUCAUUCAGACGCCACUCCUCUCUCCCUCAUCGAAAUCCUACUGCGUCCCCGUCUACAGUUCCCCACUCUAGUAACAGUGAUAUUAGCCCUACCAAACGCACGCCGCUCCAGACCCCAACAAAGUCAAGCGGAGGAAGUGGCUUAUCGCGUCGCUUUUCUAGAAGUGUCCGGGCUCCCGUGGCACCCAUUUCUGGUGCUAGUUCCCGGUCACCAUCGCGGUCCCGCUCUCCCAUGCCUCAGACAAGUCAGACAACGUCAACCAGCUAUAGUGACACCAAUGCUUUCAUUGGAAGUACUGUAUUAUCAUCGUCACCCAGCUUGGGCGUGGGAAAUCGAGGGUCCUCACGAUAUGAAUACGAGGAUUACCAACCCCCUACUCCUCCCGCUGAUACUUUCAUGCCAACACUUCAGGCCGUAAUUGCGAUUGCUACGGAUAUCAUCGAUAUGCCCAUAUCCAAACUGACCUCCGAGCCAAAAGCUUGCUCCGAACUUGUUCAGAAUGUUCAGAAGAUUGGAAAAGCUUGGGAUGAGCACCCGGAUUGGCAUGGUAGGCAUUGGUAUGUGCAACUCUUACUGGCAGUGGCCAGUUUAAGUCGGGUGGUGGAGUGGUUCGAGGCGGAGCGACAGUUUUGGAAUUUCGAAGGAGACGAAGGGGACGCGACCGAGCAACUUACUUUUGUUUUGAAGCCGCAAACUCGAGAGGGGUUUGUUAAUGAUGCUUCUGCACCCUCUACUGCUUCCGCCACUGGUCGAUUUGAUCAUCAACCGAAGUCCCGCCCGUCUUCUCCGUCACAGCAAUCUGACGAACGGACAUCCACAAGGGCGUCGUCUUCUUCCAAUUUGAAGCGUUUGCAGAGAUCUGCAUCGCUUCCGCAGGUUACCGCUUCCGCGGGUGUCCACCCUUCGGAGCAGUCUGCAGCGGUUGAAUCUCCAGGCUUGCCCUCUGCGGAACCUCCAGAGCUUUCGAGGGAAGAAGCUUCAGAAACAUUACGUCAACAGGCUGAGGAAGCCCAAAGUUUGAACAUUGUGCUCGAACUAUCGUUGGACGGUGAGCAUGGGCAGCAGUUUGCUUGGAUCAAUCCAGCCUGGUUUGAUGUCAUUGGUACCGACCCCGAGCAACUUAUUGGGACGCCUAUAUCGGAGCAUCUCGCUGAAUCUGAUUCCGACGUCUUUGCCGAAGCGACUCGUCAGCUCCAGGAGGAUGAUUCACACACCCUUGAAGUCCAUUUUCGGAUUAAGGUGAAACCAUCGGAUGUUGAUGAUGGCGAGCAAUGGUAUCGUGAGAUGGAAGGCAAAGGCAUGUUGAUGUAUGAUCGCGCCGAUGCCACUCCUUCCCACACGAUGUGGGUACUUAAGCCUCUUGGGCCUCCAGAGAUUGGUGAUGGGAUGCACCCAGAUGCACUAGGAGAGCCUGCGUCAGCGGGUCCUGGAUUUCACCGUCGGGCUAUCACUGAACCCGUCACGCCGUUUCCCUAUCUUAAGGAUGUGCCUACGGGCUCCAUCCUCUGCCGUAUCUGCGAGGUGGAGAUACCAAGUUGGUUCUUCGUUAAACAUAACGACACGUGCAUGGAGGAGCACCGCAUAGAGGCUUCGAUCGCUGAGAUUAACGAAAGCAUCGCUGAGUUACGAAAUACAGUGCGCGAGCUCAAGACGGCUUUGGACAGACCUGCUGUGAAUGGUGCUCCUGAAUAUCGUGGAGAACCGAUAUUUUCACCGGCACUUUCAUCUCCCUCAUCAUCACUCACCCAGUUCUUUAAGCCUCCACUCUCCGCUCGGCUUCAGAAGGCCAGCGUGCGAAAGCUGCAACAAAAGCUUCUGAGUCAAAUUGAAGAGAUACUUCAGACCUCUCAGGAUAUUUCAAUGCCGGGGCUUAGGGAGGACCAGGCCCAUGAACCGAUUGAGCGCCAACGCGUGCUCUCUCCGGACUCUGUAGAGCGUAUGAUCCGCGCACGCAAUUGGACUCGACCGACCUCAGAUGAUCCCGCGCUUGCAAACCUUGUUAACGACGCCGCUAUGCUUGUUCGGUCCAAGCUGGAGGAAGUGAACCGCCUUUCGAAUACGGUGCGAUAUUCUGAAAAAGUCCGACAGGAAUGGGAGGAUGAUUAUCUCCAGCGACAAGCAGAUGUGGAGGCCGCUGUGAGCGCUUCUAAAGAGCAAUCCAUAAUGAAUCCGUCAUCUAUCGCAGCCAGCUCCGAGCGAGGAGACGUUUCGAGCGCCACCUCCGAAUAUGCUUUCGAUGCCGCUGAUACUGACCAAUGUAUGUACCCGACACCUAUACAGCCUGCGUCGCCUGCUCCUAGUAGGGGACGUGGCGGAUGGCGGAGCGCUAUAGGUGCCAUACUCCACCCUUCGUCAUCCCGCCUUUCAAUCUCCCGCGCAUCUACGCCUCCUUCCAUCUCGUCCCCGCUGGCUAUUGCUGCUCCAAUUGUUGCGUCCAUCGAUUCCGCACCAGACAAUCCUCUGGAACUUCAGCUGCCUCCGAGUGCAGCUGGGAGUAUGUCAUCAAUCCAGGUCCCAUUGCAAAAUAGUGCUCAGACAGUUCGAACACGAGCUCCCACGAUGAUUGCGACAGGUGGGGAACCGCGCUUUGUCCUCACCCCCCCGGUAUCACCUUCUAUAUCAGCUCAAGACAACCCUCGUCACAAGCGGCGGUUGUCGAAUAUCCCUAUGCUCAGUCCAGCGGUUUCUGUCGCUGGGAGCGCUAUACUUCCCGGACCUCCUUCUCCUCGUAUCUCCACUAUCGGACCGCCAAAGACACAACCUGCCUCGAUUAAAGAUUUCGAUAUCGUGAAACCUAUCAGCAAAGGCGCCUUCGGUUCGGUAUUUCUUGCAAAGAAAAAAGUUACUGGUGACUAUUAUGCGAUCAAGGUCUUGCGUAAGGCGGAUAUGAUUGCGAAGAAUCAGAUCACUAAUGUGAAGGCUGAGCGCAUGAUUCUCAUGAAGCAGGCGGACUCGCCGUUUGUCGUAAAGCUCUUCUACACAUUUCAAAGCAAGGAUAACCUCUACCUCGUGAUGGAGUAUUUGAAUGGGGGCGAUUGCGCAGCCCUCGUUAAGGCCCUUGGAUCUCUUCCAGAAGAAUGGACUAAGGCGUAUAUUGCUGAAAUAAUUCUCGGAUUGGAAUAUCUACAUGCUCGUGGCGUCAUUCACCGUGAUCUUAAACCGGACAACCUGCUUAUCGAUCAACGUGGGCAUCUCAAGUUGACCGACUUCGGCCUUAGUCGGAUUGGGCUGUUAAACCGACAAACUCGUGACGCCCGCGCUCCAGAUCACCGUGGGAGCGGGCAUGGCAGUAGUAUAUCGAGAUCUACAUCCAUUGAUUCUCCUCGCCUUGGAUCACCAUUUCAGAGUGUCUCUGACUCCACGAGCCAGACCUACUUCAAUUCGCGAACCAAUUCAUCUGCUGUAAAUCUGACCAACACAGGGGAUGAUGUCAGCGAAUCUAGUGGGUCGGAGAGCAUAUCAAGUAUGUUCCUUAAACGGUCUUCUUCGACUAAGCGCAAGCCGAAAGAUAGUCCUGUCCAAUCAUUCGCUGAUCUCACCAAUGAUCUCCGAUCCCACUCCAGUUCCAAUGCUCACUUGGGAAGAAGUACAACCAGUACUCCUCAAGAGCCGCGGUUCGUUGGUACACCGGAUUAUCUGGCACCAGAGAUUAUUCUCGGAUACGGGGGAGAGGACAGGGUGGUGGACUGGUGGGCUCUUGGCGUAAUCACGUACGAGUUUUUAUAUGGUGCUCCUCCAUUUCAUGCCGACGCACCGGAGCAAGUAUUCGAGAACAUUAUCUCCCGGCGGAUUGACUGGCACGAAGACUGGGUUGACUUUUCACCUGAGGCCAGGGACUUCAUGGAACGUCUUAUGUGCACCGAUCCCACACAACGGCUGGGCUGCAAUGGUCCACAGGAAGUGAAGCAGCAUCCGUUCUUGGCUGACGUCGACUGGAAUAACGUAAUGACUUCGGAACCACAGUUCGUACCAUCCGUCACGGAUCCUGAGUCGACGGAUUACUUUGAUCCUCGUGGAGCAAUUCCUCAGCUGUUUCAUGAUGACGAAUUGGUGGCUGUGACAGGGAGGCCCUCAUUUGCCGGCAGCACGAAGGACGAGAAUCCUUCUGUUCCGUCAUCACACCAGCAAUCCCCUGUCCGGGAGGUAUUUACCUCCAACACCGACGAGUUUGGUACAUUCAAUUUCAAGAACUUGCCUGUGCUGAAGCAAGCCAACGACGAACUCAUUCGGAAGAUGCAAGCCUCACCGCCAUCAGAAACCGCAAGUCCAGUAAUGUCGUCCCUUAAUCAACCGCUCACCGAACCACCUACGUCCCAUAUCGAUCGUCGGAGAAGUAUUUCACAGCGAGGGCCGAAGGCUCUUAACAUUCAUCCACCGCCGCCGCCUCCGCCUCCGCCACCCCCUCCGAUACCGAUUCCCUCCGACCGGGUGAGUGAAUCCUUGUCGAGGUCACCAAUGUUAGCCGACACCCCUUCCCAGAUGCCUAAUCCAGCGUCGGCGAUACAGAUUCCUCCAUCUCCUUCCAAUUCAACAUCUUCGGGGAUGUCAGCCUUCUCUCGUGGUCCAUCCACGCCCGCCAGCGCAAACAAUCAUGUCCGUCGUCCAUCUGAGUUUGGACCAGUCGAGAGAUUCAAACACAGUCAUCUUGAUAUGGAUGGUCAUCGGCGAAACUCGAUGCCCAGUCGUCUUCGUACCUCAUCCAUGUCUAGUUCGGACUUCGCCGGCGUGGAACCCUGGCCAACUGAGAGGACACCUGCAGAAACUCCGCAUACCUCCCUGUCACAAAGCGUUUCUGAACGUAAGCACAAGGACAUUUCCGAUAAAGUUGUCACAUGUCUCCUGGCCGAGGAUAAUCCGAUCUCCAUUAAGAUUCUUGAGACGCUUUUGACGCGGAUGGGUGUCCACUGCGUCUUGGUCAGCGACGGCGCCGAAGCAAUCUCUGUCGCACUGGGGGAUAUAAAGUUCGAUCUAAUACUUAUGGAUCUCAACAUGCCGAAUGUCGAUGGCGAGACGGCAGCUAGAUACAUCAAAAGCACCAACAAUAAAAACGCCAACACUCCGACCGUCGCUGUCAGCGCGUACAGCAUGUUAGAUUCCGAAUCCUCGAAUGGGGUGUUCGUGGCAUCCCUCGCCAAACCAGUGCAACGCGCUGACCUGCUUGCUGUGCUGAAGCAACUAGGAUUCCGAGGUACGGGUUCUAGCUUAGAUGAGUUUCCCGGCCAGUGCUGAUCUACUUACAGUUACCACCCAGGAGGGUGGCAAGUCUACUUCAAAAAUCAUCAAAUAAUUAAAUUGGUUCAGCUCUUAAGUUUCUCCGAAUCUUGCCUGCUUUUCUUUCCUAUUCUUUGAACACGUCUGUUUGCCAUGUUUCAUUAUCGAUUCAUUCCCGCAUCUCAAUCUUGCAUGAUUCACCGCAUACCUCA
This is a messenger RNA of Cantharellus anzutake, 5896 nucleotides long. RefSeq lists its product as uncharacterized. NCBI's taxonomy places the organism in Eukaryota, Fungi, Basidiomycota, Agaricomycetes, Cantharellales, Hydnaceae. The transcript is spliced from 8 exons. Bases 366 to 5702 code for a protein of 1778 amino acids. Gene Ontology annotation, cellular component: cytoplasm; nucleus. Gene Ontology annotation, molecular function: protein serine/threonine kinase activity; ATP binding. The record is from RefSeq and is a predicted model, not a curated record. Gene Ontology annotation, biological process: phosphorelay signal transduction system; peptidyl-serine phosphorylation.